GGCGGCUGGAGAUGUUGGAUUCUUGUCAUCUCCCGAUUAACCGAAGCGUUAUUUGACAUACUAAACUUAAAUCUAGUUUAACACAAGAUCACUGAAUUACCAGGAUUUGUAUAUAGCAAGCUCUUUAGCUAAACUAACUAGCGAAUGAGCAGCGCCUUCCAUUAUGGACAGCGACCUCAGUUCGCAGGACAAGAAGGACUUGGACAAAUUUAUCAAAUUCUUCGCCUUAAAGACUGUACAAGUGAUUGUUCAGGCUCGGCUUGGAGAAAAAAUCAGCUCGCGCUCAUCAUCUUCACCCACAGGCUCCGAUUGGUUUAAUCUAGCAAUAAAAGACAUCCCAGAGGUGACUCAUGAGGCUAAGAAAGCAUUGGCGGGGCAGCUACCUGGCAUUGGCAGGUCCAUGUGUGUGGAAAUCUCCCUCAAAACUUCAGAGGGAGAUUCAAUGGAAUUGGAAGCAUGGUGUUUGGAAAUAAAUGAGAAGUGUGACAAAGAUAUCAAGGUGUCUUACACCGUUUACAAUCGACUGUCAAUACUACUCAAAUCCCUGCUUGCUAUCACAAGGGUGACCCCAGCCUAUAAGCUAUCUCGGAAGCAAGGCCAUGACUACGUAAUACUGUACAGGAUAUAUUUUGGGGAAGUGCAGCUUUCUGGACUUGGAGAAGGCUUCCAAACCGUGCGAGUGGGGGUAGUAGGGACUCCUGUUGGCACAAUAACCCUAUCCUGUGCUUACCGAACAAACCUGGCCUUCAUGUCCACAAGGCGGUUUGAGAGGACGGCCCCCAUCAUGGGAAUCAUUAUUGAUCACUUUGUUGAACAUCCCUUUACAAACACAGGAAACAUGCACCCAUGUAAUUACAGGGCAUCAGGCGAGGAUGAGGGAGUAGCGUACGCUGGAGUGGAGGACUCCCAGGAAGUGUGCACCACCUCCUUCUCUACCUCACCCCCAUCACAGUGUGUGUGCACUGUAAGUAAGGCAAAUUUUAAGACGCCUAAACCUGCAGUGAUGGACACUCUGAAGGUCCCCAUGAUGGGCCUGGGCUUUUCACAUCAACUCUACAACUCUCGUCUCUCUUGUCAGCCCCCUGUGCUUGGACUAGGCGAUCUCUGCCACCCUGUUGCUUUUAAUACUGCUCAUCCUCACCAGAUGGUGAUCCCAGGAAAAGAGGGUGGAGUCCCCCCCCAGAUGCCUGUACAACCAUGUCAGGGUGCCCAAGCAGAACAUGGCGCACGUGGAUCCGCCUGUCCCCCUGCAGACUCCGCCCAACACAUCCCAGCCACACCCGCCAGCAGUGAUGACACAGAGACCUUGUCACGAAGCAGUGAGGUGAAGAGUGUGUCCCCCUCUGAUGUCGUGGAAACGACCUUCACCAGGAAAGUGGGUGCCUUCGUCAACAAGCCUGCCACACAGGUGACCACAGCCAGUCUGGAUUUGCCUUUUGCUGCAUUUGCUCCCAAGGUGUUUGACCUGGAAGAGAAUGACCCUAUGGUCCACCCCCCAGAUUCCCCCAUCAUGGCUUCACCCCUACAGGGCAGCCUGAAUUCCCAAGGCUCUGUGGACAGUGGAGGACAAACACAGAAUGACUUUGUCAUGAUCGACUUUAAGCCUGCCUUUUCCAAGGAUGACCUCCUUCCAAUGGAUCUGGGCACAUUCUACAGAGAGUUCCAGAAUCCCCCACAACUUGCCAGUCUGUCCAUUGACAUUAGCUCACAGUCUAUGGCUGAGGACUUGGACUCCUUACCGGAGAAACUGGCUGUGUAUGAGAAGAACAUUGACGAGUUUGAUGCAUUUGUCGACACCUUGCAAUAGGAUCAUGAUAAAAGGAACUGGCUCUAUCCACCAUACACCAAAAAACUCCAACCUAAUCUAUCAACCAAAGUCUGUCUGUCUGCCUUUUUUUAAAACAAUACGGGUGGGGGCACAUACACUUAAAUGCUGUAACCAAUUUCGUCUCUAAAUUUUCAGGCCCCAUAAGUGUCAGUUCUUAAAUGUGAGAUUGAAAUGAUCUGAUCAGAGCUAUCAGUGUAAGGUCAAAAAAAAGUCUCAAGAACUGUCUCAUUUUGCUGGACUUCGAGCAAUCUGGCAACAUAAUGUAGAUAAUCUCCAUAUAGGGUCCCGUCUGGUAGUAGCAGAGAAGACAUCUUUCAUUGUACCAAUAUAAUACCAGAAUCCCAGCAGUGAGGACUAAUGUAAAUAUCAGGUCUAACUCACCUCACUGUUAUGUAAUUAAACCAAGAUAACAGUGACACAUGCAAUCCAUUGUUGAAGUAGUGACAGAUUUAUUUCUCCUAGCUUGUGACAUUCAAAGUGUUUUUAUCUGUAACAGAGGCAGGGACAGUCAUGUUUUGGAUAUAAGAGAAGUCAAAAUGUAGAAAAAGGCUAAUGGAGGGUGAUAUGAUCAUUUUAUGGCCAUAAGUGAUGCUUUUGGUUACUAUUGGGAACCUCACACCAAAAGUCAUAUGGCCAGUCUGGGAAGUGCUUUUAAAAUCUGACCUUCUGCAUCGAGCUAUUCUUAUCUCUGCUUCAAACUAGUUUAAGGACAAAAAUCACUAUGUCACCAUUUUAGAGACUAAAAAUACAGUUAUAGGCAUUACUGUUAA
Megalops cyprinoides (Indo-Pacific tarpon) is the source of this 2598-nucleotide messenger RNA. It is a transcript of the gene atg13, whose product is annotated as ATG13 autophagy related 13 homolog (S. cerevisiae). The record is from RefSeq and is a predicted model, not a curated record. Gene Ontology annotation, cellular component: cytosol; extrinsic component of membrane; Atg1/ULK1 kinase complex. The transcript is spliced from 18 exons. Gene Ontology annotation, biological process: mitophagy; autophagosome assembly; protein localization to phagophore assembly site. Lineage: Eukaryota; Metazoa; Chordata; Actinopteri; Elopiformes; Megalopidae. Bases 164 to 1807 code for a protein of 547 amino acids.